Medicago truncatula (barrel medic) is the source of this 745-nucleotide messenger RNA. Its product is annotated as VQ motif-containing protein 29. Bases 74 to 424 code for a protein of 116 amino acids. The record is from RefSeq and is a predicted model, not a curated record. Lineage: Eukaryota; Viridiplantae; Streptophyta; Magnoliopsida; Fabales; Fabaceae. The transcript has a single exon.
AUCAAAAUAUAUUACAACACAAAUUAUAAAGUGGUCUUAUAAUUGAAUCAACACUCUAAACUUUUAUACAACUAUGGAAGCUUAUUCCACCACCUCUUAUCCUAAGUCUCAUAAUAAUUCAUUACUCCAUUCCGUUAGAAAGCCACAAUCAAAACCAUGGAAGAAAGCUUCAAUGGCACCACAGCCUUUAACAGCAGUUAGAGUUUAUGAAGUUGAUGUUAUGAAUUUUCGAGAACUAGUUCAACAACUCACAGGUGCACCAGAAUUCAAGCCUCAACAACAUCAACAAAAUCAAGUGGUCUCAACUAGUUGGAACAAGGGGGUGCAAUCUCAGGAGAGUAGUGGUGUGACAAAGCAAUCAGGUUUGUUGGAAUUGAAUUUGUCUUCACCAUCUUCUCAGAGUUGGUGGUCUUCACUCUCAUGAAGCUAAGAACAGAACAGUGACCGAUUGAUUAAGACAUGGCUGUUGCAUGUUACAUUACAAUUAUACAUUGUUAUGCUUUUUUGGAUUUGAUUAAGACAUGUGCAUGUAAAAUGCAAGAUGAAAUUUAAUUCGAUAAAUGCUUAAUUUAAAGCAUAUUAACAGACCUUUUGUCAUUGCUAAGCUAUACUACAAUUACAUUCUGUAUCGAUCAUAACAUUGUCAACAGAACUACAUAUUUAACAAUGAAUUUAAUGUUGAUGCAGAAUGCUUAUUUUAUUGGACAAUAUACUAAAUAUUCGAUCCUUGGCCAGUUAGUGGUCC